UGCAUUGGGUUCGAAAUUUAUAAAGAGACGAACGGCAAGAAAACCGUUUAUUGUAUUUUUAGGAACCGUUUAACUCAUAUCUUACCGCGAUCAAAAAAAUGCGCUAUAAUUACCUUUUAGUUAUUAUAUGCGCUUCCUGCGCUUUUGCGGUUCCGGAUAGCUAUUCUGGCGAUAUCCAGAACUCGAAUUCAUUGGAUUUCGGCAACGAUAGUGGGGGCUAUGAAUAUAACUCCCCGCCAAAGAACAACUACCUUCCGCCAGCCACCCCAGCACCAGAGUACCUGCCUCCACCAAAUAAUGGAUACCAGUACAAUCCGCCGCCAAACAACAACUACCUGCCUCCUCCAAACAACAACUACCUGCCACCUCCACCUGAAUACGGACCACCUUCUGGUUACCCUGUGUAUGGUCCACCACCUCCCUUUUAUAAGCCAGCUCCUCCCAUUCCCUAUCAUUCCCACGAAUCCUUCUUGGAGAAACUUAAGUCCAAGAUCAACCUAUAUACGCUUGGAAAGAUAUUGUUAAAGCUCUUGAUAUUCAAGAAAAUAGUCAAGUUUAUCGGCUUGAUUUUUCUACUCCUGGUUUUGCCAAAGCUGAAAAAUAUUUUUAAGGAUGAUAUGAUGUCGGGAUCUGGUGAAAGCGAUGGAAUGGAAAGUAAAUUUGUAGAAACAGACAAAGAUAAACUAUCGAAACAAAUUGAAGAUCUUUACGAUUUCGUAAUAAAUUCUAUAGAAAACUUUGAAGGAAGAAGUUCAUAAGGUGAAUGCCAAAAGUAGUUAAAAAUGUAUUAUUACGAAUUGUAUUACAUGCGCAUUUGAUUAUUUAUUUGUUAAAAUUGUUCUUUUAAAUAAAAUUGUUUUAUAAAA
Molecule: messenger RNA, 866 nt
Organism: Drosophila elegans
Lineage: Eukaryota; Metazoa; Arthropoda; Insecta; Diptera; Drosophilidae
Product: basic salivary proline-rich protein 4
Exons: 3
Coding region: 99-758 (219 amino acids)
Source: RefSeq, a predicted model, not a curated record